Messenger RNA from Cylicostephanus goldi, 849 nucleotides. Lineage: Eukaryota; Metazoa; Nematoda; Chromadorea; Rhabditida; Strongylidae. The record is from the annotation of a GenBank genome assembly.
AUGCGUAGCUCCGAAGGAAUGGUAGAAACAGCUCGAAUUAGAGACUGGCACAACUUCGUAAAGCUAGGAAUAAAUAGCGUUGACGGUAAAGUCGAGUGGCAUCAAAUGCCAUCUGUCACCGUUAUAAUCACACUACUAACACUAGUGACCUCUACGGCUACUCUCAAUGUUCUGAUAUGGAGUAGUACAAUGGGACAGAGUCACAUAAAUUUCAUUGGCAACAUCGCUGAUACUUUACAGGAAGAUGGCCACAAUGUGACAUUAUUAUUCGUUGAGCUUGACCCAGAUUAUACAAUAGAUACCGGUACGAAUCUCGUCAAACAUAUAAUAAGGUAUAGCUCACCGUACUACAAUUCAGCCGACUGGCGUUCAUUAACCUUUAAACGGCCUACAGUAUUCAAUUCAAUACUUGGAAUGAACUUUAUUGAUUUAAUUAAAAUACAAAUGUACACAUACAGGAUUUGUAGAGGUAUGCUAGAAGAUCCUCGACUAAUCCCACUAUUGCGGGAUUCGAAAUUCGACUUAGGAAUUUUUGAGAUGUUCCACAGUUGUCCAGCUGGCAUAAUGGAGCUGGCAGGAAUACCCAAGACCAUGCUGGUAUCAGCAAUUGGUAUUGGUUACCAACACUAUCGUCUCCUGGGCAUGGAGAAGCAGUCGAGUUUUGUUCCAGACAACUAUAUAAAAUGUGGUGCACGGAUGUCAUUUUUGGAACGAUUGUAUAACGUUUUUAUCAAUGGAUGUGCUUACAUAUUCGCAAAUAUUUUUGAGUACUGUGAACAAUCUCUGUUCGAGGAAAAAUUCCCAGGUUUUAGGAGUUUGCACGAUCUGAUCAGGCUAAAAACUCUUUAA